CUGCGACAGGAGGUGACGUCACCGCCGUGCUAAUCCCAACAUCAUUGACCAUCCAGCAAGAGCGUCCAGUUUCCUCCUUAAGCAGCAUCCCCGAUCCUUCACACAACCUCUGGAUUUUUAUGCCAGCAUGGCUGCUCAGAAAAUAAACGAAGCUCACGAACACAUAGCCAAAGCCGAGAAAUGCUUAAAAACAAGCCUGACAAAGUGGAAGCCGGACUUUGACAGCGCUGCCUCAGAAUACGCCAAAGCAGCUGUGUGCUUCAAGAACGCCAAGCAGUACGAGCAAGCCAAGGAUGCUUACCUGAAGGAGGCGGAAUAUCACACAGAGAACAAGGCGCUUUUCCAUGCUGCAAAGGCUAUUGAGCAGGCAGGCAUGAUGAUGAAGGAGCAGAAGAAGAUGCCAGAGGCCAUCCAGUACAUUGAAAAGGCGUGCAUGAUGUACAUGGAGAACGGGACACCCGACACUGCCGCCAUGGCUCUGGACCGCGCUGGAAAACUGAUUGAACCUUUGAACUUGGAGAAAGCAGUGGAUUUGUAUCAGAAGGCUGCUGGCGUGUUUGAGAAUGAGGACCGUCUGCGUCAGGCUGUGGAGCUGCUGGGAAAAGCCUCCCGGCUGCUGGUGAGGUUAAAAAGACUGGAUGAGGCGGCGGUUGCUCUACAGAAAGAGAAGAACAUGUACAAGGAGAUUGAGAACUUUCCAAUGUGCUUCAAGAAAACCACAGCUCAGGUGCUGAUUCACCUUCACAGAGGCGACUACGUGGCAGCUGACAAGUGUGUCAGGGAGAGUUACAGCCUUCCGGGCUAUAGCGGCAGCGAGGACUGCGUCGCCAUGGAGACGCUGCUGCAAGGCUACGAUGAGCAGGACGAGGAUCAGGUGUACCGCGUGUGCAAUUCGCCGCUGCUCAAGUACAUGGACAACGAUUAUGCCAAGCUGGCUAUCUCCCUUAAAGUCCCUGGGGGUGGGGGCAAGAAGAAGAAGACUGCUGCUGCUCCACCUGGUGGCGCUGGCGGGGCGCCUGCUGCAGAGGAUGAGGAUGAGUAUGAGGGGGGGCUUUGUUAGCCACUUCCGACCCAUGCUAAAAACCUAAAUCUGUGCAUAAACAAAGAAGAAGCUUAUUUACUGUAAAAAUGAAAUGAAAACUGUUUAUGUAGGUGUUGCUAGUAAAUCAGUUGUAAAGUUUUCAUUUGAGGUAUGAAAGUUGUAUCAUUUCUGGUGACUUGUGUGUACAUUUGUCCGUGUGUCUGUAAAUGAAUUGUUGAUAACGAACACAAUCAAUAUGUAAUAAUCGAUUGAUCGAGUCAGCAUUUUGAUGGAGACAAUAUGCAUCCAAUGCAUGAUUUGACAGGCUGGACAAGACACGUGUUGUCCGCCUUCAGCGUUAAUGCAAAGAAGAUGAUGUAGAUGAAGAUGAUGUUGUGCUGGCUGCUCUUGAAACAACACAGCUGGAAAGGCAACAAUAAAAGGGUUUUUUUUAUUUAAAUUUGUGAUCUUGCCCAACUUGUUAAUUCCCCCAAAGUAUAUCAGAUGUAUAUGUUUGCACAUCCAUCAAUAAAUACUUCAAUUGUGUGGCAUUUC
This is a messenger RNA of Dunckerocampus dactyliophorus (ringed pipefish), 1576 nucleotides long. It is a transcript of the gene napgb, whose product is annotated as N-ethylmaleimide-sensitive factor attachment protein, gamma b. Gene Ontology annotation, biological process: intracellular protein transport. Gene Ontology annotation, cellular component: vacuolar membrane; SNARE complex. Bases 128 to 1060 code for a protein of 310 amino acids. The transcript is spliced from 12 exons. NCBI's taxonomy places the organism in Eukaryota, Metazoa, Chordata, Actinopteri, Syngnathiformes, Syngnathidae. Gene Ontology annotation, molecular function: syntaxin binding; soluble NSF attachment protein activity. The record is from RefSeq and is a predicted model, not a curated record.